This is a messenger RNA of Patiria miniata (bat star), 4150 nucleotides long. RefSeq names its product mitogen-activated protein kinase kinase kinase 7-interacting protein 3 homolog. The record is from RefSeq and is a predicted model, not a curated record. The coding region runs from base 218 to 1879 and encodes 553 amino acids. NCBI's taxonomy places the organism in Eukaryota, Metazoa, Echinodermata, Asteroidea, Valvatida, Asterinidae. The transcript has 6 exons.
UAAUGAAUAGACUGCAAGGGAACCAGCGUUGUGUCAGGUCGCAGCUAGAUCACAUGAACAAUCUGCAUACUGCGUAAAAUUGUAUGGAAAAACUUAGUUGGCGAAGUUGAAAUUUCUUCGGGAAAAACCGGACGAAAAUACUGCGUUUAUUAAUGAUUUAUAACUAGCCAUAUGAAUCGCUACUUUGGAAACUUCGUCUACAUGGUGUCGAAAAGCUAUGGCCAUUGCCGGAGAUAAAGAGGCGUAUUUUGAGCUUUCGGCAAGUUCGGUGCGGGAUCUUCAACAGCGAUUCCCCGAAAUUCCCGCUGAUGUUGUUUCCUCUUCCCUGAAAAAGAAUGGAGGCAAUAUGAGUCGUUGUAUCAAGGAGCUUGAACUCGCCAGCCCAUCCUUCAUGUAUGGCGACUUUGUCGGCCACAACACUCCGACCUAUGACGAAAAGAUUACGCCAAACCCCCCACCAAGAACAAACGUCAGCGCUGCUACGUACACAUCUCAGUUUUAUACCCCUGAGCAAAUGGUGGGUAUGCCCAUUCGGGACCCCUAUGAUCACCAAAUAGGCGUGGAGGAUCCCGAGAGGACGCCCCAGCCGAGUUUCACAAGCUGGGCGUCCUUAGAGACCGGAGUGCCUGAUGUGGAAUCGCGGACCGAACCCGGACAUUUUCCUCCAAGUACUUCUGAGGAGGAGAGGCAUGUCGUGUCGUGCACGUUGGACAUACAAAAACUGCCCAUGAGGACAAUAAGCGCGCCAAAUGUUGAGACUGAGCGGGGCAGUCCAGUGCCCGGGGGUUCCCAAUUACGAGGGGAAGCUCCUCAUCGGCAGUCGAGUACUCCCUACGGGAGGACAAGUAACGGCUUAGAACAAAGAGUGGACCUAAGGAACUUCCCCUUUGAGCCGCGGCCUGCUUGGCAGGAACACUCGCAGCCGUUCACAGCACCCAGUGACGAUCCCACUGACGAGCCCAGCGACAGGUGGACACCGCCUCAGCCCCCAGUAAAACCCGCGGAGUCGCGCUCCGGCUCCCAGAUCGCCACCUCUUACCAACUCGACCCCGUACAGCCGUCUAGCCCGGCGGCCAAACCGCGCAAGGGCAAGCAAAGCCAGUCGCCCAUUGUGGCCUCGUACAGCAGAACGACGGACAGCAUAUCCUUUAACCCUGUCUUCUCCGCUCAAGAGCCUGCGAGAGCGUCCCCCAAGCCAGACGACGAAUUCGCGGCCCACCAGACUGCAGCUACCCCAGCCGGGGGAAUUGUGGCCGGGGUUGAUCCAAUCCCUCCAAAGAGGAAAGAGAGGUCAAAGCGAAGGGACGCAACUCUUGUACCUCCAACUCUUCCACCAGACAGAUCCACAUCCAAAGAAAAGGAAGAUCAAGCCUACACAGAGGCGUUACUGAUGCACCAGAGAGCGCGGUACGAACGUCUUAUCAAGGAACUAGAGGAAGAAAAGAAAAGUCUGGCCCUCAUGAGAGAGCAGAAUUCCGGUAUGGAACGGGAGGUGUCCCACAAACGGAAAAACCACCGGUCACCAUUCCCAACGCUUGAGGAAAUCGGUUUACUGCGGAAACAGAAACACCAGCUGCAGAUUGACAUUGAGUGUAUGACGCGGGAAAUAGAAUCCUACAAAAGCCAAGGUUUGAUGGAUGUCACCCAAGCGACCAGUUUCUAUGGCAACAUGGGUUCAACCGGUGCCCCGGGCCCGGUACCACCGAUCCUCAACAAUAACCCCAUCCCUGAGACUGUCAUAGAUGCUGAACCACCCCCUCCUCCAUACGAAUCGUUGAUGUGGAGUUGCUCGGCGUGUACCUUGCUAAAUCACCCUGCGCUGGAUAAAUGCGAGGCUUGCGAAAUGCCACGCGAUAAUGGUACCAUGCUCAGACCCUAAACGGGCAAUCAGUCCUCAUGAGAACGGAGGAGCUAAUUUGUGGCUUGCAGGAUUUUCAACUUGCCAACUCAGCUUGUUUUUGGACAAGUCUGGAUAAUUAGGUUACACUCUUACCCUAGACUGGUAACCUUUUUGUUUAUCAUUCUGUUGGCAUCAUGUUCCUCGCUUCUGUGGAUUUUCAUUGUUCGCUGUGAACUUUGACCUCCACGAGGUCAAAAGAAUAGAAAACUGUUCUGAAGCAUCGGUCAAUCCCUAAAGCUAUAUGCAGUCUUGCUUUGUCGUCUGUUCUUACUGAGAAUCUUCUAAGGAGUGAUUCUAGAACCUGAGGAGGCGAUGGUGUAUAGAAUGAAAUCUACUUGAGCAAUCGACAUAAACAUUGGAAACAAUAUUCAGUGGCCGCUGAAAUCUCAAAUUAUUGUGAGCAGUUGAGUACAAAUAGUGUCUUAGUCCCAGAAGUCUGUAACAGUUUUCCUAUCAUGUUGGAGUAGCUCCAGUUGGUUACCAGCCUUCCUUUAUUGACAAGACGGCACAUGUGCACACAAGUUGUUCUCAUGUCCAUGCAAGUACUCAAUAUGCAUGUUCAAUGAUACUUGGUGAGAGUGUCCUUCUGAUAGUCUGGUUCCUCGGAACAAAAUGCAUUCAUCUGAUGCAGCAGGACCCAAGACACAACUGUGAUUUGUGAAGAAAGGCAAACGAACCUGCAAACAUGGAACAUUUGUAAGCCGAAGUGCCUGUUGUAUUACAUUUGUACAUUAACCCUAAACCCUCCCAGUUCAUUCAAAAUCCACUCAUAGGUUUUGAAGGAUUUUGUAGGAUUGAGGAAGCCAUACAUGUAGCUCAGCCACUGUUACUUUACAUGGAGCUCGACGCCCUUUGCAAGUUUCAAGUCCAAAGGAUGUGCCAUUGGUUUCCUGCAAAAUGAUUGAUUUUGUAGGAUUCAGGAAGCCAGAGCUCAGCCACUGUUACUUUACAUGGAGCAGCUUGAUGCCCUUACAAGUUUCAAGUCCAAAGAAUGUGCCAUUGGUUUCCUGCACAAUGGUGGAUUUUGUAGGAUUGAGGAAGGUAGAGCUCAGACAUGGAGCUCGAUGCCCCUUGUACAAUUAAGUUUCAAGUCCAAAGAAUGUACCAUUGGUUUCCUGCAAAAACGAUGGAUUUUGUAGGAUUCAGGAAGCCAGAGCUCAGCCACUGUUACUUUGCAUGGAGCAGCUUGAUGCCCUUACAAGUUUCAAGUCCAAAGAAUGUGCCAUUGGUUUCCUGCAAAAUGAUGGAUUUUGUAGGAUUCAGAAAGAUUCCUCAGCAAACGUGCUUAGGUAGUGUGGGUUAAUGGUAUAAACUUUAAAAAAAAAUUGUAUCACAACUGUGUCAUAGAUUAAGCAGAAAUUUGUCAAUCUCUGCUCGUAUGAUGAUGUCACAUUUGCCAACAUUUUCUUACGUAGAAAAUCAGAAAUCAAGACUAAGUACUCAAACACUUCUUAAUGUGAAUAUGAAAAUGAAACAACUUUUUUUUUUUUAAUGUGAAUAUGAAAAUAAAAGAAUUGUUUUUUUAUUUUUUGGCCCAGUAAAGCUACAGCAUAUAUAGACAUUAAACACAACCAUUUGAAAUUUAUUUGGAACAUCUUUUUUUUGUAAUCUAAAAUGAGGUGUACAUUGAGUAUUAAUUGGUGGCAUUAUUAUGUUGGUGAGUGGUAAGGGUCAAAGGUCGCUGGCAAACUUAGUCUCCUCACAAGCCGCUGUAUAACAUGACAUUCUUUGUCACAACUUACCAAUGCAUACUUUUUAUGGUACCAGAUUGUCAAGUCUUCUGUUGCUUUUGGUUAAAUGUAGGUUUUCCAAUUGCACUUGGGGUUUUUUUCCUGACAGUUUUGAAUGAAUUUUGAAGGGAAUUUGUUCAAAAAUAGGAAAUAGACAGCCCAAGUCUUCAAAAGUAAAAACCUUCUUUUUUGGUACAUCACUGUAAUAAGUAUUGGAGACAGCAAUGAAAUACUGGAAGUUUUGUAAGUUGACUGGCAUGAAAUGGACUGGCACCUUACCUCAAAUACAAUUCCAUAUUGAGUGUAUCAUGGCUCUGGUCAUUGCAUUGAGGUCUUGGAACAAGACCAAUAUGGCUUCCAGCAUAGUGUUCGACAAACAUCGGAUCCUGUCCUAAUAAUUUUUUUCUUGUCAAAAUUUGUCUCAACUAUCUUGUUCUUACUUGUAUUUUCCUGUAAAAAUUUGGAGUAUAAUUUAAAUGAAGAAAUGGCAUUAUGCAGUUUUACCGAGAAUGUUUGAAAU